AUGCCCCCAAAAGUUGACCCUAACGAAGUUAAAAUCAUCUAUCUGCGGGCUACGGGUGGGGAAGUCGGUGCUUCUUCUGCUCUCGCCCCAAAAAUUGGACCUCUUGGUUUGGCUCCCAAAAAAGUGGGUGAAGAUAUCGCAAAAGCUACAGCCGACUGGAAAGGUCUUCGCGUGACUGUACAACUGACGAUUCAAAAUCGUCAGGCUACAGUUUCAGUAGUACCAAGCGCUUCGUCUCUAGUCAUUCGAGCACUGAAAGAGCCGCCGCGCGAUCGUAAGAAAGAAAAAAAUAUUAAACAUAGUGGCAAUAUUUCACUUGACGAGGUGAUCGAAAUUGCACGCACGAUGCGAUUCAAGUCAUAUGCUAAAACUUUGGCUGGAGUUGUUAGAGAAAUUCUGGGAACUUGUAAUAGUGUCGGAUGCACGGUCGAAGGUGAAAGUCCCAGAGAUAUCUCGGAAAAAAUAAAGACGGGUGAACUUGAAAUUCCUGAAGAAUAA
This is a messenger RNA of Ambispora leptoticha, 498 nucleotides long. The record is from the annotation of a GenBank genome assembly. NCBI's taxonomy places the organism in Eukaryota, Fungi, Glomeromycota, Glomeromycetes, Archaeosporales, Ambisporaceae.